CUCGCUUUCCCACAACCGGAGAGGUUUUUUUUUCCUGCAGCAGUCCGAGCAGAAGCAGCGCAUCGUGGCGCCUGACGGGACAACGGGGAAAACUUCAAAGACAAAUCUCAGAGAAAGGGAGCAAAAGGGAUAAGGAUUGAAGGACAUAAAGAAUAAGAAUAAGAAUAAUAAUUAGAGAAAGAAAGAAAGUGGCGGAUAACAAGCCGACCUCGAGAAGGUGCACGCGCGGCGCUGGUGACUUUCUUGACGCGGAGGAAUUUAUUAUCGGUACAGGGAUCGAGCGCGUUGUGCUUGUGCUCGUGCGCCCGUGCAUGUGCAUGUGCAUGUGCACACCGGAGCGGAGGAAGUGCGUCUCUGUGCGAGCCGAGUUUCGGCUGAAGUUUGAGCGGAGAGCAGAGCAUAAGAGAGGACAGGAGAGGACAGGAGAGGCGGCACAAUGCGGAGACGGAGCUCCACUUUCACCGCCGCCGCCUGCGUUCAUCUCCUGAUACACUGCUUCUGCAUGAAGCUGUGUGAAGCAUCAGGCCACUUUGAGUUGCGUGUGCUGUCAGUCAGGAACAUCAACGGGGAGCUGCAGAGCGGCUCGUGCUGCGACGGCACACGAAACACAGCGGACAACAACAGAUGCACGCGGGACGAGUGUGACACGUAUUUCCGCCUGUGCCUUAAGGAGUACCAGUCCAGGGUGACCCCCGGUGGGCCGUGCAGUUUUGGCAGUGGAUCUACUCCGGUGAUCGGUGGGAACGUUGUGUCACCCAAGAGCUUGGCGGAAAACGACAAGGCUCGCAUCGUGCUGUCUUUCAGCUUCGCCUGGCCGAGGUCAUACACACUGAUCGUGGAGGCCUUGGACUUCAACAACGACUCAAGCACUGGCAGUAGCAGUGGCCAGGUGAUCGAGAGGGCCAUGCAGUCGGGGAUGAUCAACCCGAGCCGACAGUGGCAGACCCUGAAACACAACGGUGCCGUGGCCCAGUUCGAGUAUCAGAUCCGUGUCACUUGCGACGACCACUACUACGGCUUCGGCUGCAACAAAUUCUGCCGGCCGCGAGACGACUUCUUCGGCCACUAUAACUGUGACCACAAUGGCAACAAGACGUGCUUGGAGGGCUGGGCUAGCCCCGAAUGCAGCACCGCGAUCUGUAAGCAAGGCUGUAGCACUAAACAUGGAUCCUGUAAGGCGCCUGGCGAGUGCAGGUGUUUGUAUGGGUGGCAGGGGGAGUACUGUGAUCAGUGUAUCCCACACCCCGGCUGUGUGCAUGGUACCUGUGAGGAACCCUGGCAGUGUCUCUGUGACACCAACUGGGGAGGACAGCUCUGUGACAAAGACUUAAACACGUGUGGCACGCGGCAGCCGUGUCUGAACGGAGGCACAUGCAGUAAUACGGGACCAGACAAGUAUCACUGCGCCUGUCCUGAGGGUUACUCUGGCCAGAACUGCGAGAGAGCGGAUAACGCCUGUCUGUCGGAGCCGUGUCUGAACGGGGGACGCUGUAUGGAGAGCAGCCAGGGCUUUGAGUGCCAGUGUGCUCCGGGGUGGACCGGUCCGACCUGCGCCAUCAACAAAGACGAUUGCAGUCCUAACCUGUGUAAUCACGGAGGGACUUGUGUGGACCUCGUCAAUGGCUUCAAGUGCAUCUGUCCUGCGCAGUGGAUCGGCAAAACCUGUCUCAUUGAUGCUGACGAGUGUGCUGAGAACCCGUGUGUGAACGCCCACGUAUGCCGAAACCUGAUUGGAGGAUACUUCUGUGAGUGCCUCCCUGGUUGGACAGGACCAAAUUGUGACAUCAAUGUUAACGACUGCCAAGGGCAGUGUCUGAACGGAGGAUCUUGUAAGGACCUGGUAAAUGGGUACAAGUGUGUGUGUGCACCGGGAUUCACAGGCGAUCAUUGUGAGAAAGAUAUCGACGAGUGUGCCAGUCAGCCCUGUCUGAACAAGGGCCAGUGCCGCGAUGACGUCAACGGCUUCCAGUGCCUGUGCCUGCCUGGUUUCUCUGGAAACCUUUGCCAGUUGGAUAUUGACUACUGCGAGGGAAAUCCGUGUCAGAACGGCGCGCCGUGUUUUAACCUGGCGACGGAUUAUUACUGUAAAUGUCCUGAGGAUUACGAGGGCAAGAACUGCUCCCAUCUCAAAGACCACUGUCGCACCACGCCCUGCGAAGUGAUUGACAGCUGUACGGUCGCUGUGGUUUCGAACAGCACCCCGGGAAACGUGCGCUACAUCUCGUCCAACGUGUGCGGCCCACACGGUCAGUGCCGUAGCCUAGCCGGCGGCCAUUUCAGCUGCGAGUGCCAGGAGGGUUUCACUGGAACCUACUGUCAUGAGAACAUUAAUGACUGUGAGAGCAGCCCGUGCCGUAACGGAGGGACGUGUAUCGAUAAAGUGAACGUUUACCAGUGUAUCUGCGCUGACGGCUGGGAGGGACCCGACUGCAAAACUAAUAUUGAUGACUGCAGCACAAACCCGUGCCACGAUCGCGGCGUGUGUCGCGACCUGGUUAACGACUUCUACUGCGAGUGCAAAAACGGCUGGAAGGGCAAGACCUGUCACUCACGUGAGAGCCAGUGCGACGAGACGACGUGUAACAAUGGCGGUACGUGCUACGAUGAAGGAGACUCCUUCAAAUGCAUGUGUGCCUCUGGCUGGGAGGGGACGAGCUGUAAUAUCGCGAAAAACAGCAGCUGCCUUCCCAACCCGUGCGAGAAUGGCGCUACCUGCGUUGUCAGUGGCGACCGCUUCACCUGCGUGUGCAAGGAAGGCUGGGAGGGACUCACCUGCAGCCAGAACUCGAAUGACUGCAACCCACACCCAUGCUACAACAGCGGGACAUGUGUGGACGGGGAUAACUGGUACCGGUGCGAGUGUGCCGCGGGCUUCGCCGGACCCGACUGUCGCAUCAACAUUAACGAGUGUCAGUCGUCUCCGUGUGCGUUCGGCGCGACGUGUGUGGACGAGAUUAACGGCUACCGCUGCUUGUGUCCAACCGGGAGAACCGGAGCGAGGUGUCAGGAAGUAAACAGACUUCCCUGCAUGGACAGCGGCCGGAUCGUAGCCGACGGGGCGAGAUGGGACAAGGACUGUAACACCUGCUACUGUCACAACAGCAGAAUCACCUGCACAAAGUUGUUGUGUGGUCCGAGGCCGUGUCGUCUGGUCGGAGCUGGGCGAGGAGAUUGUCCAGCGGGUCAGUCGUGUGUCCCGGUGCAAGAGGACCGCUGCUUCGUGCGGCCGUGCCCCACGCAAGGCGAGUGCUGGUCAGGUCAAACGACACCCAUCCAGUCCCGGUGCCCCCCAGAGAGCGACUGUGCCAACGUCACUUUCACGUUCACGAAGGAUAUCAUGCCACAGGGCGUGACGGUGGAGCAGGUGUGCAGAGAGCUGCGCAGUCUCUACGUGGUGAAGAAUCUCUCCUCCGAGUUCUCCAUCUCCAUCACAUGUGAACCUUCCACCACGGCCAGCAGUGAAAUACACGUAGCCAUUCAGGUUUCUGAUGACAGCGGCAGCAGCCACGCUCCAGUUAAAGGGAUCACGGACAGGAUCAUCGACGUGGUGAGCAAACGCAGCGCUAACGGUACCAUCCUCACUGCCAUCGCGGAGGUACGCGUCCAGCACAGGCCCCCCGGCAGCUCCAACGAUUACCUGGUGCCAGUGCUGGUUUCCGUGGCAACAGUGAUCUGGGCGUUGGCGUUGGCGUGGACAGCAUUGUGGUGUGUACGACGACGUCGCAAGCAAAACGCGAGCGCCACGGCAACCGGGUACACCUCCGCGCCGUCAGCCGCACCGACUGCCGAGGACAACAAUGCGGCCAACAACGCACGCGAGAAUCUGCACCAGAUCAAAAACCGCAUCGAGAAAAAUGCCGUCAGCGCCAAGAUCGGACAACAGAAACUCCCGCCUCAGGAGACGGCGGUGCCCGAGGACGACCCGGACACCGAAAAACGUCUCCACAAAGCACGGUUUCCGCGGCGACCAGUGUACGCUCCAGUGGAGUGCGACGAGCGGCCAGGCAGCCUGCACGGAAAACGAGCUCACUGGACUAACAAACGUGACAACAGAGACUUGGAGUCCCAGAACAGCUUGCACAGAAUGGAGUAUAUCGUAUAGCGGCUGCAAGGAAACGGCGGUGGGCUAGGCAACAGUCACCGUGACAACCGUUACGGCUGCACCCAGAGGUGAAGGACGGACGGAAAAACAAUAGAGUCAGCACCGAAAUUUUCUGGCUCACCUUCGAGCAGGAGACUCGGUCUGUGUUACGGGAAAUUGGACCGUUUUGUUUCAAAAUGGCGAAGAAGGAGAAAACAAGGAAAAGUCCCCACAGCAAAAUUUACGGCAUAGACACACUGACUAAUUGGGUCAGAUCGAGGUUGUUGUGGGUUGGCUAGUUUUCCGGUUUUCCCCCCGGUUCAAAAAAAAAAAAAAGAAAAGAAAAAAAAAACAAAACAAAACGCCGCCUUCUUGGGUACUUUACGUAGUGAUGAAUUAUGAACACGCGAUUUUUUUGGCAUCGCGGAUAAAUUCAAAUUCCUUGGUGUGCAGCAGAAUUUCGAAGGCACACGGAUUUGCACUCAGCAAGCAUACGUCAGUGUUUUUUUUUUUUUUUUUUUUCCUUUGGGAUCAUUUCACAGAGAUGGAGGGUUUAUACCUGAUUCAUCAGAGCAAAAAGCCCUGUGUGUCAGAACGGAGGUGCUGAUAGAAGUAAAGCUGAUCUCAGACCAGGUUUGCUGUUUCACCGGUAAUAGUGGAGAUUAAAGGAACUCUCUGAAGUUUUUCGACGUUAUCUCAAUCAAUCAUGUGUGAUGCUACAGACGAGAAUCUCUACAUGUGUCCGUGUACUGAGAACCUCCAGGCUCACUUAUAAUGGAAGUCUAAGGGCAGUUGUUGAAUUUCCAUCUGUAAACAUUUACAUGAAAUAUGUAUUUUUGUAAAACGCUUUCAUGAUUUCUUCAAUCGAAGGUGUUUGUAAUCUGAGCUUUAAAUCUGUGUAAUUUGUCUUUUCUUGUGUCGUCUUAUGUGUAAUGGCUCACAUUGUUUCUUGAGUUUAACAGCUGCCCUUAGACUUGCAUUAGAAGUGAGUUUGGAGGAAACUGGAUUUCUGUUGUCUUCUCAUUGCAGGGAAACGCGUUGAAAUUCUUCUCUACAGAUACAGUGAAUAGAAAUGAGGUUGAAAAACGCCGGGUUGUUCUUUUAAUGUUUAGAUUACGAAUUAAAAUCCUGGAUCUGACGCUAGGGGUGGGCCAAUUAUCCAAAAAAAAAAAAAAAAAAAUCUAACAUUGUGAUACUUGAAGACAGUUUCACAAAAUGUCUGACAAAAUUUCAUUUCAAGGAAUGACAAGGCAAAUUAAACAAACCGAGGAAAUAAAAAAACAGAUGAACUUCCAGUCAGCUGCUCAUUUCACGGUAUAUAAAAACACUGACGAUACUCUAAGUGUAUUGUGAUCAUUGUAUCUUAUCAUCAUAUCACAUCGCCCACCCCUGAAUGAAACCCGCAUUAAACAUUCUGUUAGCCCGAAGUUUCCUGCUACACCACACCACAACAACCACAACAACCAAAACUUCAUUAUUAUUAUUACGAUUACUAUUAUUAUUAUUAUUUAUUGUCAUUUUUAUUGUUUUGUUUUGCAGGCGGCAGGUCAAACUUCAGUCCCUUGCAAUAUGAAGAAUUUAAUUUGUCGACUUUACUAUGACAUCAAUGUUGUGUAGAUUUUUUUUUUGUAUGUACAUAUUUUUUAAUUAAUCAUUGUGUAUAUUUGAUUUAUUAACUUAAUAUUCGAGAGCCUAUCAUUCCUUUUUUUUUUUUUUUUUUAUUUAUGUGCUUCAUUUAGAUUCGAAGGUUCGACAGCUUUGUAAGCUUUCUACUUCCUUAUUUUUGACAGAAAACAUUUGUUUCACACAAAAAAACAUUUUGUAAAAAAAAAAAAAAUAUGCCAAAAGUGUUCUUGAAAGAAUAGUUUUAUUUUUUAUUCUAACUGUAUGAAAUGAGAUGCGCUGUACAAAGUUUUGUUUAAGAAAAAAAAAAAAAAAAAAGAAACACAUUUAUAGUUCGACGGUUUGGUCAGGAUUAUUUCUGGAACGUUCUGAAGUGGCGAUGGAGAAAGAUGGAAAAGAAAGAAACGUGACUUAACGCGUCUUACAACAAAGACAAACAUAAGUGAAUAGACAUUUCUGCAGUGGUGUAUUUCUAUAUUCUGUCAUAAAUCAACCUAGAAUGUUCUGUCACCGUGUUAAUGUAACCAACACUUCCCGUAGCAGUAUUUCUGUAGUGAGGUGAAAUUAAAGCUCAUAGCCAGCAGUUUGUUUAUCCCAAACGACUGAGGAAACGAGAAGAAGAGCGUAAAAUUCAAAGAGCUUCACUUUCCUGGAAAAGUCAAAACUCUAUAUGAUUUGUCCAAUCGUCGUGUUUUUGUAAAGUGUCGUUAUUUUCUUAAUAAUUUUAGGACAGAAAAAAGGGCAGGUCCGUCAAAGUGAACUCUUUCCUCUGAGUGAUGCUGGCCAGCAUUGACAUCGUACACUUUCUUUAGGCCUCUCUGAACAAAAAACGAGACAAGUUUCGGUUUUACAUGAGUGUUAAACUUGAGAACUUUUCCUAUUUUUUUGCAAGGAGUCUUGUCUUUUUUGUGUCAUUUGAAAGUAAUAUUUAUUAAAUUCUUUGUAAGAAACAAUGUG
Molecule: messenger RNA, 6661 nt
Organism: Pangasianodon hypophthalmus (striped catfish)
Lineage: Eukaryota; Metazoa; Chordata; Actinopteri; Siluriformes; Pangasiidae
Gene: jag1a
Product: jagged canonical Notch ligand 1a
Exons: 26
Coding region: 437-4102 (1221 amino acids)
Biological process (GO): cell communication; heterophilic cell-cell adhesion; Notch signaling pathway
Cellular component (GO): plasma membrane; protein-containing complex
Molecular function (GO): calcium ion binding; Notch binding
Source: RefSeq, a predicted model, not a curated record